This is a messenger RNA of Pseudozyma hubeiensis SY62, 411 nucleotides long. RefSeq lists its product as hypothetical. The transcript has 2 exons. NCBI's taxonomy places the organism in Eukaryota, Fungi, Basidiomycota, Ustilaginomycetes, Ustilaginales, Ustilaginaceae. Gene Ontology annotation, molecular function: carbon-sulfur lyase activity. The coding region runs from base 1 to 411 and encodes 136 amino acids. The record is from RefSeq and is a predicted model, not a curated record.
AUGGUAUACAGCCCGACCGCGCGCUUCUUCACCCCAAACCAAUCGGCGAUCUGGACUGACCCUUCUCAACCUUGUUUCGACUCGUCGUCAACACUCGCAGUGUUCUCGCUCGUCUCCUUCGUUCCUGAGGAGCACGUGCAGAUCUCAGGCGAAACCAAAGCCUUCGAAGACCACGGUGCCGACAGCGGAAACGUGCUCUACCGACGCUUCUGCCCGGACUGCGGAGCACCCAUCCAGAGCGUCUCGCCCUCUCGCGCCGGCAACGCCAUCAUCAAGAUGGGCGUCUUUGCUCGCUCCCAGGGCUGGGGAAAAGAAAUCCAGGGACCUUCGGCGCAGAUCUUUACGCGCAACAAGAAAGACUGGGAGCCUCUGGUAGAGGGUAUCCCUGCUGUCGAUGGUAGACCUCAAUAG